Prionailurus viverrinus (fishing cat) is the source of this 1886-nucleotide messenger RNA. It is a transcript of the gene TMEM38B, whose product is annotated as transmembrane protein 38B. The transcript is spliced from 7 exons. Gene Ontology annotation, cellular component: membrane. The record is from RefSeq and is a predicted model, not a curated record. Gene Ontology annotation, biological process: potassium ion transmembrane transport. Gene Ontology annotation, molecular function: identical protein binding; potassium channel activity. Bases 277 to 1047 code for a protein of 256 amino acids. NCBI's taxonomy places the organism in Eukaryota, Metazoa, Chordata, Mammalia, Carnivora, Felidae.
UUCGGCUGCCGGGGUCCGUCGUCGUCAUGGACUCUCCGUGGGAUGAGCUGACCCUUGCCUUUUCUCGCACGUCUAUGUUUCCCUUUUUUGACAUCGCUCACUACCUGGUGUCUGUGAUGGCGCUGAAGCGUCAGCCGGAUUGGAACAGGUCACCAUUUCUUGAGUUAUCACCAGUUGCAUAUCAUAAAACCUUGGCAUCACUUCACUUGACAGGAUGUGUACAGCACAGAAAAUGCCCAUCUGCCAACUCAUUUGCACUCCUGGGCACAUUUUGUUAUGUGGAAUGGAGCUGUGGCAGUGGCAUGGAAGAAUCCUCUUUCAAGCUGGUUCACUGCUAUGCUCCAUUGCUUUGGUGGAGGAAUUUUAUCCUGUGUAUUGCUUGCGGAGCCUCCGUUGAGGUUUCUUGCAAACAACACUAAUAUAUUACUGGCAUCUUCGAUCUGGUAUAUUACAUUUUUUUGCCCAUGUGACCUAGUUUCCCAGGGCUAUUCUUUCCUACCUGUUCAACUCUUGGCUGCAGGAAUGAAGGAAGUGACCAGAACUUGGAAAAUAGUAGGUGGAGUCACACAUGCAAAUAACUAUUACAAAAAUGGCUGGAUAGUCAUGAUAGCUGUUGGAUGGGCCCGAGGUGCAGGUGGUAGCAUUAUCACGAAUUUUGAGCAGUUGGUAAAAGGAGGUUGGAAACCAGAAGCUAAUGAAUGGCUGAAGAUGUCCUACCCUGCCAAGGUAACCCUACUGGGGUCAGUUAUCUUCACAUUCCAGCACACCAAACAUCUGGCAGUAUCAAGGCAUAAUCUUAUGUUCCUUUAUACCAUGUUUCUUGUGGCCACAAAGAUAACCAUGAUGAUUACAGAGACUGCUACUGUGCCUUUUGCUCUCUUUGAGGACGCAUUGAGCCGGAUGCUGUUUGGUUGGCAGCAGCAGUUUACACCAUGUGAAAAGAAAAGUGAAACAAAAUCAUCUUUUAAUGGUACUGGUUCAUCGACCUCAAAACCUAUAGCUGUUGCUUCAGAUACUGUUAAAAAGAAACAUACCAAGAAGACUUAGUAAAUUUACUGUAUGAGCUCUAAAGGCAGAAUUUUUUUUCUUACCUACCUGACAGAUGGUGAUAAAUAUUUGUAUGUAAAUGAUGUGAAAUAAAGUUUAUAUAAGGAAUGGAGGUGACAAAAAGAAAGAACUUCUUUCUAUUUUAGGGAGAUUGUCUUUUUCUGGAUUGUAAUUUCUGAGUGUUAUGAGUGUAUCAUGUGAAAUUGUUUUUCUAAGUUAUAUAUAAAAGAUUCUAUUGUGAUUAUUUAAAAUUUUUUAUAUUGAUAAAGGGGGCUUGAUUUUUUUUCCUAAUGUUAGAAAAAGUAAACUUGCUAUGAUUGCAAACUAAUAAAAAUUAAAGCCUUUGUUUUAUUUAGGUAUUUUCAAACACAUUUUUUAUUUGAAUCUGAGCUCUAGUUCCGCAAAAUUAAACUUUUACUUUAUGUGAUCAGUAUAAUUCCUAGAUAUGGGAAACAAUUCUUAUUUAAUUUUGAGCACUGGGAAAAGUAAACCUUCUCUAAAUCACUUUAUAUUAUGAAUGAAAAUAAAUGACUAGUUUAUAUUUCAGGUAUAAAUACUGUAUUUUUUAAUGUACAUUAAAUGGAAAAUAUUUGAAAUUUUAUUUAAUUUUUUAAAAUAGUUCUAUUUUUCAUUGAGAACAGAGUAUUGGUAUGAGUCUCAAUCUGAAGUCUAUUUCAUGCCCUUGUUUAUAAUGUUCCUUUUUUUCAAAAGAAAAUUAGGGGUGAAAUUUUUAAUAAAUUACUAAACCCAAGUUUUGUUUUGUAAGUUUCAUUUUAGAAAGUUAUUUUUUCUCUUUAAAACAUUCAUUUUAAUUGUAGAAUAAAUCAUUCUUGUCAGCA